AGAGGACUUGGUCUUUCUACCAAGUUGAAGGUGAAUGUUGUUUUGGCAUAUGGCAUGGGAAAUGGACUCACUAUUAUUUUUCUAAGUUCAUUUGUUGAACAAGUAGUUAUCAAUAUCAAACCCCUGUUUCCUCUCUCCUACCUUCCCUCCUCUUAUAAAACCACACUUUCCACCAUUCCACAUCUUCAAUUCCUCAUCUUUUCUCCAAUUUUUCAACUAUUCAACACACCUACAGUCAUCAUCAUCAUCAUCAUCAUCAUCAUGCCUGAAAGCAAGAAAGUGGUUGUUAAAGUGGAUGCUCAUAAUGAUAGAGAUAAAAGGAAGGUUUUGAAGGCAGUUUCCAAACUUUCAGGGAUCGAGUCGCUAGCCAUGGACAUGAAAGACCAGAAAUUGACGGUGAUCGGAGACGUUGAUCCGGUAUGUAUCAUCGCAAAACUUAAGAGGUGUUGGCACCCGAUAAUAGUGACCGUGGGACCAGCAAAAGAAGAGAAAAAGGGGGAAAAGAAGGAUGAGAAGAAAGACGAUAAGAAGGAUGACAAAAAAGACGAUAAGAAGGAUGAUGGGUGUAAAUUACUGGCGGAUUAUUACAGAGCUUACAAUCCUUGUAUGACACAGCGUUACUGUGUUUAUAGCAUUGAAGAAAAUCCCAAUGCUUGUGUUAUUUGCUGAAAGAUUGCAGUUUUCCAGAAUCAUGGGGGAAGAAGAUGAUCAACCUACAACUAAAGAUGAUCAUAUACAUAUUAUAUAUAUAUAUAUAUAUGGGUUUGGAUAUGGAUAUGGAUAUAGAUACGGAUUGUUGGUGAUUAUAUCUAUGUUUCAUUUAUAAAAGGAUUGUGUAUAGACCGAUAUAAUUCAGAGAAUAAUAAUUAAUAAUACAAUUUGGAAAUUUUGAUUUGA
Molecule: messenger RNA, 897 nt
Organism: Cynara cardunculus var. scolymus (artichoke)
Lineage: Eukaryota; Viridiplantae; Streptophyta; Magnoliopsida; Asterales; Asteraceae
Product: heavy metal-associated isoprenylated plant protein 39-like
Exons: 3
Coding region: 55-669 (204 amino acids)
Molecular function (GO): metal ion binding
Source: RefSeq, a predicted model, not a curated record